AUGUCUAGUCUCGCUGCCCAACUCGCUCAGCAUGCGUCGCUCAACUCUGCCCUUCUUGUGGAUAGAUCUCGUCGCAAACCAACAUCGUCCUACCUAUUCGCUGACAAAGAAGCCGACCAGCAUGAUCUAGAGUCAAUUUAUGCCCUGGCCGUCAACGCCUUUAUCCAGUUGUCAUCCAUCUCCCCAUCACUUCGUUCAUACGAGGACCAAUUGUUUUCAGAUCAGGCUAAAGCCACAGAUCGCACACUCCUUUCAACCGAAGCCAACGACGAGCUUGACGAAGCUAUAGGGAAGUUUCUGGCCUUAUUAGGGCCGCAUUUAAUGGAGGCACCAGCCGGAAGGGUCGUCGAAUGGCUUGUGAGGAGGUUUCGCAUUAACGAAUUCAAUCUCGACGCCACAUUGUCUCUCUUUCUUCCCUACCAUGAGUCUCCACACUUCGCCAAAAUGGUCACCAUUCUUCACAUCAAGCCCAAUACCCUUUGGGACUUCCUCCUCCCAUAUAAAAGUGCAGGCCAAACGCUCUCUCGAGUGUCCCUGGUGACAGAAAUGCUUCGGAACUCCGACGUCGCGCGUUUUGUGGCAUCGCUUCUCCCUUCAGCCAUUAAAGAGGGGUCCGUCCAUCGCGUCCAGCUAGCUUUUAAUGCAGCGACUCUGCACGAAUUCAUCAAGCGCAGCAAAUCUUUGGAUGAAGGCACCCUCGCUUACCUCAUUCCUGCGCUACUUGAGCCUUUGCAACAGAAAACUCCCGCACCAACGAAAGAUGCCAUUCUCGGAAGUUACAUCCUUCUCGCCGCUCUGUCGCAGAAAUAUCAAAUUGCCGCUCCAGCUCUAAAGGUGAUUGUAGGUGGUAUGGCUAGAUGCGCCCACCAGGUGUCCACGAAACAGUUUCUUGGCUCCCUUGUUGCUGUGUGUGAGCCGCAGUCAGAGCUUGAAUGCUUUUCCGACAAAACGAUCAAAGCUUUAUUACGAAUUUCCGGAAUAAACGACGAAAUCUCAAUCAUAUCAAGCUGGAUUGGCGUAGAGAAGGUUCUCACACCACUCAUAAAAGCUCUAAGUCACAAGUUGGCGGAUGAACGAGCAUUAUUCCUAAUGGAAACAAUCAUUGUACUUAACAAUGUCCCGGAAGCUAUCUUUGCUCAGCUAGCAAGCCUCUUGAUGAAGGAUGUGAUCUCUUCUGAAAGUGCUGGACCGACAACUUUUGGAGCUCGCCGACUGCUUUCCCUCGUUCACCAACGGCAUCCGUCGGCAAUUUCGAGUGCUGCUGAUGAUCUUUGUCAACAAGAUGAGACAACUAAAAGUCAAAUCGAGCAACUCAUUCUUUCCUUCUCUACUGUUGACGGGAUUUCUAAGCCUGCAGAAAGUCACGAGGUUGAUUUAAUCAUCGCAUCUAACAACGCUGAGGCCAAAGUACGCACAAUUGCGGUGAAAAAUAUCCUUUCAUCGCCUGUUGCCGGUGAAUCUUCGACAAAUCCAGAAUACAGUGCCAUGCGAUCAGCCCUUAUUGCUCGGGUUCAAGACAGUGAUGCCCAGGUCCUCGAAUCUUUAUAUGAACACCCGUCUAUCCUCAAUCCCAUUUUGUUGUCGGACCCGGAAGCAUACAUUGAUAGUUUGGCGAAUGCAAUUGCAUAUCCGGGUUCAAAACCCAAACGCAACAUUCUGCGACUUCACUUGUCAUAUCUUACCGCGCACUUCCUCAAUACAGCAAGCUCAGAGAUUCUUCAAAUGAUUUUUGAUCGCAUUUUAUUUCCGUUCUUGCUUUUUUCGAAGUCCAGACAACAUACCGCGGAACUCUUCUGGGAUGUCAUAUCCCAGAACUUUGGUGCUUCUGACUCAGCCCCGAUAUUCGAGCUGCUGGCAGGGUGCGCCGAUGUUGUGAAGGAUGCCAAAGCACAGGAAACUUCGGUUGACAGUAUGAGCAGAGUCAACUUUGCCGUAGCAGCGCGGAUAGCAGGUAAAUCAGUCCAGGAUUGUCUUGUGAUGUCACCUGAGCUUUUCUUCGUUUGCAUAGAAAACAUCAUGAGAUCGAACACAUGUUCUGUUCAUCAAGAAGCCCUCAUCAAGAAGCUACAAGAUUUGAACCCUCACGUCAAAGUCAUGGGCUACUUGAUUGCUGGAGCUCUUCUGGGGCUUUUGUCAGGGUCUCACCAACUAGCUGCUGCGUGCAAAGUUUUGCAAGUUAUGAAUUUUGAAGAACUCCGGGGCAUCGACGAUAUGCCCGAAAAUGAGACUUUGUUAAAUUUUUUCGGCCCUAGCUUCCUAGGAAACUUAAUCGUUACCAAGCCCAGCAGCAAGACGACAAUUCAUUGGUUGCAAAUCUCCCUUGUCAACUCUAUAGUUGGGAUACCACAACCCACUGGCGUGAUUUUGGAUUGGCUGAAGGAUUCAUCUAAGGAAACAGUGCAAGAAAGCGAUCAAUAUAUUUAUCUCAUGCGAGAGGUUUACAAUUUGAGCAAUAUUUCCACGACGUUACCUAUCCUUGCUUCGAACCUCCUACAAACCCUGUUCGUGAACUUAAAGUCCGAUGCUUUGGCAUUUCUUGCUGGGAUUUGGUGCACCGUUGAAAGUAUUCGGCAUGAUCUACGAAGCGUAGCCCUCCUCCAUGCAGCGGCCUUUUUAGAAGCACAUCUUCUAGAAGAUGAUGGAUUGGACUUCCAGACGAUUCUACCCUCUUUGUUGGUUUCUUUGGAAUGUCAUGAUUUGCAGACUCGCCAGGGCGCAUUGGAAUGUAUUUCACGUCUGCGCCUCUUGGCUAAUCGUAAACUGGUGGCAGUGUACAGAUUUGACACAAUAUAUGGCCAAAGUGAUCGUGCGACCUCCUUUUCCACCUCUAGUUGGCCAAUACUAAAAUGUAAUACAGGGAUCCUCCAAUAUCUAGGUCAGGAAGAUUUAACAAAGUAUCUUGAUGCCCUUGUGGAACACCGUGAUCAUUUCACGAAUGACGCGUCAUACAUUACUAUUUUUCAUGCCCAACAUCUUGCGAAAAUUGCCUCAGGCCAGAAAAAGAAUAAUGACUAUAAACGCAGAGUUCUCAGUUUCCUUCUCUCUCACAUCAAUGCUCUGUCGUCCCAGGGACCACAAACUACACUCCUGAAAUCACUCGAAGCCGUUACUGACAAGAGCAAAGUUGAAGUCCUUCUACCAACUAUUCAAAGUCUUGCAUCAUCCCUGUCAUCCUCGCGACCGGAAGAUGCAUUAUCGUCAUACUCACAAGACCUGACAAUGUGCCUUUUGGCUGUCUUCAAUACUUCGUCAGCGAAGGAUCUCAAUGACACCAACAAAACGGUUUGGAAAACCUUCACAUCGCUAAUCCGGAGUUACUUUCGGUCAGGAAUGCCACCAUGGCCGCAGGAACUUAUUGCCACAGGGCUAGAAAAUGGACUUUUCACGAGUCUAGACCACGAACGCAAGAUUGAGAUCUACAAUCUCUUCUUAGAGAUCGGCGCGCAGGAUCCAAGUUACACAUCUUGUCGACGGCUUUUGGCAAACAUAUUACAAGAUGUUCCUCUUAUGAUCCAUCUUCUCAGCUCCUUGGCUCCUGUAGCGUCAGAUGGUGGGCUGCGAGCGAGCAAGCGUGCAAAAACAACGGACCUAUCGGACGACACUAUUCCUCGCCUCACCCUUUUAGUGGAAAUUCUUGGAACAAAAUCAUUGCCGGGCUCCCUGGAUCUCAUUUCUCACCUUCUCGAAACGCUGAACAGAGUUGUUCAAUCCAUUUCCCCUAAUCAGGCUGAUGUUAGCUAUGUUGAGCAGCUGCUCAUGUCGGCUGUAGACAGCGCAGCUAGCAAGAUUGUGGUAGAUAUCCCCUUUGUUUAUCCUUGGACUUUGUUAAAUUAUCCGCAGGAGGCUCCCAAUCUAUCCCCAAGUACAAUCAGGCUGGAUAUUUUGGUCGAGGUCAUUCGCGUUGCUGAAAACCCUCAAACGUUCCAUCAAGCUCUUCUGUUGAUGGCAAGCUUAGCACGACUAGCGCCUGAUUCAGUCCUUCACAAUGUUAUGCCCGUAUUUACGUUUAUGGGAUCAAACGUCUUCCACCGUGACGAUGCCUACAGUUUCAAAGUCGUACAACAGACAAUUGAUAGCAUUGUGCCAGUCAUGGCGGCGUCUCUGAAACAAUCGCAUUCUCAAGGCCUCGACUUGUUUAUUGGGGCAAAAGACUCCCUUCGCGUCUUCACAGAUGCUGCCAAUCACGUCCCCCGCCACAGACGCAACAACUUCUUCGCUCACCUUGUUGACGUUUUGGGUUCCAUCGAGUUUUUGGCUCCAACCUGCAUGCUUCUCAUAGAAAAAGCUGCUAAUCGUAUUGUCCGUCAAAAGCCUGAUGAAAUCCGGGCCUCGUUGGCUUUACCCAUCGCCCUAAUACAGCACCAAGAGUACCAAGUCCAAGUCUCCAGUCUCAAUGAGAUCCUUCAAGAAAGUCAGCGUCUGGCAGCUCGCAUAUAUCAGCCUGAAAUUAUCAGCCCGUUGUUCCUGGAAGGCGGCAUUGAUGCGGAUCACCUGGCGUCGUCGUCCACGAUUCUCAGACGCCGAGCGCAGGCUCUGAUCACCUUCAUCGGAUAUGCGAUCAAAUCCACGCCGCAAUCGGCCCAAUCCUCAGAAGAUUCGUCCAUUAGCAGCGUCGUCUCUAAUCUCUUGACGCUAGCAACGUUGAAAGAUGUCGGAAAGUCGGCGGACACAAAAGUCGACGAGAUUUCGCAGGCAGCCCGAAACUCAAUUAGCCGCCUUUUGGAGUCAAUGUCUGCUGUCACUUUCAUUGAUUCUGUCCUGGCCAUCUUGGAGCAGGGAGAUGCCAAAGUCCUAGCGGGAACUUUAGAAUUGUUAAGCGAUCGCCUUCCUAAUAUUACGCCUAAGGCUCGGGCGGAAGUUACCCCGGCCGUGAACAAGAUAAUCGUUUCAAUCCGGAACAUAAUUACAAAGCAAAAGGAUGAUCGCGUUCUUAUCUUCUCAUUCAAGGCAUUGAGAUCCAUUGCUUCUACCCUUUGCCCCGCCGAAGAGGGUCCAUUAGCAGGUGUCGUCCAAGGUACUCUAGCUGCAGUGAAAGAUCAAUCAUUGGCGCCCUCCGCGUUGUCAGCCCUGGCUUCCAUGUCGCCCAAGCUUGGACCUCGGAUUAUCCCUUUCUUUCGUGCCAUUAUUACGCAAUGCGUUGUCACCCUUCACCAAGGAAAUAAGGCACUUGCAGAGAGUACGUUGGCUAUCCUGCAAGGCCUCUUGUCUUCAAUUCCGACCUUCUGGGGUUCUGAAGAGGUUACCCAAAUUGUGAACUUUUACAUCGAAGAUUGUUUCCAGACUUCAAAUGUUCUGUCGUCUGCUACGUCAGGCUUGAUGAAAUCUGUUGCGAAGAGGAUUCCAGCCAAAAUUCUCCUUCCUACAUUGCUUGAAUUAUGGGCGCCUUUGGAGGCUACUGUUACGGUCCGCAUUGAAGCUUAUUUUGACCUCCUCGCUCGGGCUUUACGCAACGCUGAUCGUGCUUCUAUAUCGGAACACUUGCGUGCAUUAUCCAAAGUUUUCCUGGUAGCUUUGAGUAUCGUCAAAGAGGAUAUCCAGGGGCAGACAUUUGUCAUCGCAGCUUUCAAGGAGCUCGUGAUCAAGCUAAAUGAAGCCGCGUUUAAGCCAUUGUUCCGUCGUCUUUAUGAUUGGGCAUUUGCGGGUGAAGUUGACCCUGCUCAACAGGCCACAUUCAUUCGCCUGUAUAACACUCUUCUCGAUUUCUUCAAAAAUUUGAUGAAUCCCUACAUGACAUUGUUGCUACCAGCAUUGCAUGACACCUUAAAAGCAUUCACUACUCAAACAUGCACGGAUUUCAUACUCUGGGACGGGGUUAUCCAAACCAUUACUAAAAGUCUAAGCUUUGAUGACGGAUCUUUCUGGAGAGACGAUAAGCUGCAACAAAUCUCCAUUCUCUUGGUUGAACAAGUAGAAGUCACCAGCAAGCUAAAUGAUGCAGAUGCAAAGAGGUUGCUUCAAGAUUGCCUCGGGGUACUGAUUGAGGCCGUGACAGACGAUACUCUUCUAAAAAAGAUUAAUCUCAACAUCCUCAUGCAUACGCGUUCCGAAGAUUCCAGAUCAAGACUCACUGCUCUGACUUUCUCAGAAGCACUGUGGCGCACGCACGGUGGCAAGCUACUUGGUUUUGUGGCUGAGACAACAACAUUUAUCGCGGAGUGCAGUGAGGAUGAGAAUGACAUGGUUGUAAAAGAGUCCUUCAGAUUGAAAGAUGCCGUAGAAAGUGUAGCAGGGAAGAUAGAUGGGUUAUAG
This is a messenger RNA of Laccaria bicolor S238N-H82, 6249 nucleotides long. RefSeq lists its product as uncharacterized. Gene Ontology annotation, molecular function: protein binding; snoRNA binding. The record is from RefSeq and is a predicted model, not a curated record. Gene Ontology annotation, cellular component: t-UTP complex; small-subunit processome; 90S preribosome. The transcript is spliced from 28 exons. Gene Ontology annotation, biological process: signal transduction; positive regulation of transcription by RNA polymerase I; maturation of SSU-rRNA from tricistronic rRNA transcript (SSU-rRNA, 5.8S rRNA, LSU-rRNA). Lineage: Eukaryota; Fungi; Basidiomycota; Agaricomycetes; Agaricales; Hydnangiaceae. The coding region runs from base 1 to 6249 and encodes 2082 amino acids.